GAGCAUGACAUGGCGCAAGAGGCCCGUUAUCUCAGACAAGAUUCCGCGAAGGUCUCUCUCAGCUCUCUCCCCAGCAGUUUCACCUCUAGCUGUCCACCUCACGAACUGCAGGACCUGCUGGACAAAAGGGUCUAUUUGGAGGACAUGGAGAAGUCUUUGUUUCACACACUUCAAAGCACGCUGAAGGAGCUUGGUCUUCCUAAGACCAGAGAUUGGACCCCCCUCUGUCCCACACCAGGUGACUGCUACUACACGGAGAUGUGUAUCUGUGUUUUGGGGUCCCCUCUACCCUACCUUUCUCUCCUGUUAGAGGCUGGACAAGUUAGCCCAGGGGACUCUCUCCUGUGUCUAUCCCCAUCCUGGCUUUCUCGUUCUGCCUCCAUGCUCCUUGUCCAUACCGCGGUGGCCUUUGACCUGGGUGGCCACUCAAGCCUUCUCCAGUUCAACCCGCCCCGUCGGGUCACGUAUUUCCUGUCUUGUGCCCCUUUUGCUGGAGAAGAUCUGACUCGAGGGACAGACUGUCCAAUGGGGGGGUCCGACAAGCUAGGGCAGUUUUGGGGUGACAUCUUGACUGCCAGGGUCCUUCUACAGAGAGAAAAGAUCAAGUGCCCCGCAACUCUUGCCCUUCUCCUGCCACCAGCUCAGAGGGGCGUGGAGGAGGGACAUGUGGGGGACACAGAGGUAGUCUUUCUUGACUCAGAGACACAAAAAGGGACGGACUUCAUCCAGAACAAGAUACAUGCAUUCCUGGAGUGUGACGCUUUGAAACAAGCAGAAAAGGUAGUUCUGAGGUCCACCGGAGGCAGAUGUGUGAAUGGUGUUGCUGGACCAAUUUAUCUGCCACAAGGAAACAAAGAAGAAGUGUGUAAGAAGGUGCAACAGUUGUUGUCCCUGCUGCUCCCUGGGCAGUCGGUGCUCGUGGAGGCCUACAUUGCUCCCUUGAGACCUGGACCUCAAGUACAAGACCACAGACAUGUACAGUGCACUGACUGCAGCUCUCCGACCCCUGAGUUGUCUUUCAGAGUCUGUGCCAUUGUGACUCGCUCCCCCCAAAAUGUGCCUCUGCUGUACAAGCUGGUGUGUAAAGUGGGUUCGUCCGGCGCUCCCCUCUCCCACCUGCACUCCCUUUCCCAGUCUCUGGAAACCACUCUGUCUGACCUCGGCUUCACCGACACUGCCACUGUGGCCUCCCUGCGCCGCCAGGUGACCAACGCUGCUCUGGCUUGUUUUCGCGUUGUCAUGGAGACGGAGUCUGGGAUGACUCCUGAGCAACGCGGCGGAAUCAGUGCUCAAAGUGACCUCAUUGGGGUGGACCUCCUCCUCACUGUUUCCAACUCCGUGAUCAGCACCAUUGUCCUGGGGCUACACCCCUCCCUCUGUCUGCACUCCUCCUUCCAGAAGCCAGGGUUUGGAGGGUCUGGCACUCAGUCUGAUUGCCAUGGUAACCUCCUCCACACCCCGCUCACCCGUUCCCAGUGCUAUUUGAUGGAGGGGAAGACCAUACUGAUCAUCGGAGCAGGGGGGUUCAGCAAAAAGUUUGUCUGGGAAGCAGCGAAGAAAUACCAUCUGAAGAUAAUGCUUGUGGAAUCUGAUCCAUCCCACUUCGCCUCUCACUUAGUGGAUCACUUCUUCCCCCUUCCUGACCUCCCCGACCAUCGUCGUGACGACCAGCAUUGCGUCCGCAUCUGCGAAUGGGUGGCGGCGGCCGGACGUCAGCCUGAUGGGUGCGUUUGCUUCUGGGAUGACUGCGUGAUCCUCACAGCCCUCGUAUGUCAGAAACUCGGGCUCCGGGGCCUCCCUGUCGAAGCCGCCCACAUUGCCAAAGAGAAGAGCAGCACACACCUGCACCUGCUGGGACUCACGAAGGUCAGGCCUGCCUUGUUCGCUGGAGGCAUGCCAGCCAACGAGUCCAACACGAGACCAUUCAUGAAGAAGAAAACUGCUCUCUCUGAGAGCCUGAAUCAUUGCGGAGAGCUCAGGAUGGAGGAGAGAAGCAGACAGUUGGAUUUGAUCAUAGAUGAUGUUGCUGAUAUUGAGAGGAACAGUCUGAGGGCUAUGAUGGAAUUUGGCCGAGACAGAGAGAAAAUGGCGCUCAAAGGGGAGUACGGAAAGACUCAUCAGCCACUUUGUGGUGGUUCUGAUACUCCUGUUUCAACCAGAUUACCCUGCCCUGGAAUGCCCCUUCUGUCCCCUUGCCCCAGUGCCUAUGCUGUACCCUGUGCACACAUUGAAAGCGCUUUGGACUUGAAGAACGCCGUGAACGAUGAAGCGGAGCGACAGAAGGUGAGGUUUCCAGCCAUCAUGAAGCUGGAAUACGGAGCAGGGGCAGUGGGGGUGAAGAAGGUUGAGUCUUUAGAGGAGAGCCUCGCGCAUCUGGAGAAGAUUGCUGGUGACCUGCGGGAGGAAACAGAUUACCCGGGUAUUGGGCUCGGGUUUGGCAAUGCCAUGACCCUGAUGGAGUUCAUCUGUGGAACGGAACACGAUGUAGACUUGCUCCUGUUUGAUGGCCAGCUGGAAGGUGCAUUUGUAUCCGACAAUGGCCCCACGCGCAUGCCCUCCUUCACGGAGACGGCGGCGCAGAUGCCCUCCAGCCUGCCAGCAGAUAAGCGGGAGCAGCUGGUGCAGGCCGCGUACCACAGCUGCCUCGCGUGCGGACUGCGUGACGGCGUCUUCAACGUGGAGCUCAAGAUGACCACCCUGGGUCCGCGUCUCAUUGAGAUCAACGCUCGCAUGGGUGGCUUCUACCUGCGUGAUUGGAUUCAGCAGCUAUACGGCGUAGACAUCCUGCUGGCAGCCUUCAUGGUGGCGUGCGGCAUCCCCCCUCGCCUACCCUCGGCCACAGCCCUCCCCGCGCUGGGCCACUUCGUCGGCAUCAUGUGUGUGGUGUCGCAACACCUGCAGGCCCUGAAGACCAUCGCCCGGCCAGAGCGCCUUCGCCAGCUGCACCAGGAAGGGGCCCUGUGGCUCAACGAGCUGGAGGACGAGAUCAUCUCCGGGGAAUACGAGGAGCCGUAUUGCAAUGUGGCUGUGAGGGGCGUCCGACCUGAUGAUGCCCACCAGCGUCUCCUGGCCCUUUGCCAAGGACUGGGACUGCACUGUCCACCACACUAUGAUCUCGAGUAUUUCUUGUCUCAUUUUAAAUAGAGAAGAGAGCUUUAUGGGCACUUCUGUUAAUAAGGGUUUGCUUCCAGGGGUCAAUGCUUAAAUAGUCAUGAAACAUGAGAAGAGUUGAAGAACAAUUCAAGAUGUUAUGAUGCAGAAAACCCAGUCAUAUUCAUACUAGCUUUAGAUAAAGGUGUUUCUCUUAUUCAGGGUUUUGCUGCCAAGGGUGGAUGUCUGCUGGAUUAAAGAGCAGAGCUGGUGGUUGACUGACCACAACUAGACACUUAAAAGUUGUUAAGAUCAUUAAAUUGGGAGAGAGGUGAGAGGGAUCACACACUGCAACAAUAAAUGAAUAAACUCAUACCUGAUAUAUUAUAAAUGAACCCACUAUUUCCAUUAAGUAUAUCACACAUGCCAAUCCAAAACAUGCACG
This is a messenger RNA of Scleropages formosus (Asian bonytongue), 3535 nucleotides long. Its product is annotated as carnosine synthase 1-like. The record is from RefSeq and is a predicted model, not a curated record. NCBI's taxonomy places the organism in Eukaryota, Metazoa, Chordata, Actinopteri, Osteoglossiformes, Osteoglossidae. Gene Ontology annotation, molecular function: metal ion binding; ATP binding; ATP hydrolysis activity. The transcript has 9 exons. Bases 10 to 3144 code for a protein of 1044 amino acids. Gene Ontology annotation, biological process: carnosine biosynthetic process.